GGCUCUGGUGGUGUACAGAGGUGUCAAAUUUAUCUCGCGCCCUGUUCCGCUUUUCCCCUCGGACUCAAAAACUCGCAUAUACACUACUCAACCACAAAAAACAUAGAAAAAAGCGUAUACACAGAUAUUUUACACAUACAAUUUGAGAACGCGGUUACGUAGCGUGGCGAGUGCACAUCUGAAAGUGUCUUCUUGUGUAUGUGCGUUGAGUUGAUCCUGAGGAUCACACCUACGCGGCGAUCUAUCGAGAAAUAUAAAUCUCUCGGUGCGCGAAGAAAAAACAGAGGUCGAAAGGAGUAACUCGUCUUUUUUUAACGACGAACGCCCAAACGUAUCUGCAGUAUUCAAUGUGUAUGGCGAUUCAGUUUCCUGGUGAGUGCAUCCUCACAUACAUGGAGUUUCAGCUGGACAGCGCAGAGUACUGCCAGGCUCAACACAAAUAGAGAGGCCAAUCUCCUGGAAACCCAAACGUCCAAAACAACAAGAAGAAGAAAAUAAGACAAAAAAUAACUAAAAAAGAGGCAAAGAGCCAUUAUUAGAGACCCAACGUCGAGGGAGGAGAAUUGGACUAAUAAAAUUGACAUAAAAAUUAAAUGCGUUUAUUAAACAACAAUCAAUUCAUCGCGUGAACGGAGUGAGAGCUAAGAGCGUAAGGGAAAGAGGAAUAAGGAAGUACAUCGAGUUUCUAGAUCAACUGAGAGAGCCGGGAAGCAGCAGUCAACUAGUCAUCAUAAAAGCAAGGCAACAACAAUAACAACAAUACAUAGGAGAAUUAUAUUAGAAAGAAUUUUUUUAAUUUACCCCUUCGAGACCUCGAGAAUAUUCGAUAGAUAAUCUUCCAAAACAAGUUCGAGAAAAUAUUUGAACGAGGAAACAAAGCGUGCAUAUCAAGGGGGUCUGACGUAACGUGGAUCUUUGCAUUUUGAGCGAGAAUUUCGGCUGGCAGUCCAUUUUUCCUAGCCAUUGAGAGGAGUGUAAGGAACAAGCAGCGUGACGCCUUCGCAGCAGUCCUCGUUCUGUCCUCCGCAUGAGAGAAACAACAAUAAUUAUUUUCGUUUAUAAAUCGAGAGCCAGUCAACAAAGCGUUAAACAAGAUUAACACCUUGAUGGGAAUAAAAGAAAAGAAUAAUCGAGGAGUCGAGUAAUUGGUUACGUAGAAAAUAACAACAAAGACUGACAUCUCUAUGGGCUAAAUAUUUAGCAGGCAACGAGCCUCAAUUCAUAUUUCGCUCCCGAGGAUAUUAUUCUCGAAGAUAAAUUAAUCGAGAGUCGGAUAAUUCGAAGAAAUAUUUGUGGAAAUCCAAUUUUUGGUGCAGAGACGCGAAAAAGAGGGAAGAAAAGAUUUUCGACAAUUGUGAUCAAUCGAACGUUUUUUUACUCAUUCUAUUCGUCGGUUAAAAGGAAAUGAGCAACAUGAGGGUCAAAGACAUUAGACCGGCACCUGCCGAGAUUGACUACAAAAAUAUGAAGUUCCUCAUCACCGAUCGGCCCAAUGAUCAGACCAUCCAUACCUUUAUUCAAGAACUGAAAAAGCACAAUGUCAAGGAGGUCGUUAGAGUCUGUGAACCAACGUACAAAGUUGAGGAACUCAAGGAAGAGGGAAUCAAUGUCCUAGAUUUGGUCUUCGACGACGGAACUUUUCCACCGAACGAGGUGGUUGAUGAGUGGUUCGAGCUAUUGAAAAAUCGAUUCCGCGAGACACCCGAAGCAUGCGUCGCCGUACAUUGCGUCGCCGGGCUUGGAAGAGCGCCCGUACUUGUUGCUCUCGCUCUCAUCGAGCUUGGCCUCAAGUACGAGGACGCGGUCGCUCUAAUCAGAGAGAAACGAAGAGGAGCGAUAAACGCCAAGCAAUUGGCCUACCUGGAAAAAUAUCGUCCGAAGUCUCGACUGAAGCUGAAAAACGGACAGAAGAAUUCCUGCUGCGUCCAGUAGAUGAGAAGCCACGACGAAAGAGAAGUUAGGAAGAAUGAAAAUUCGAAAAACAAUUUGAGUCGAUACGAUAAAUUGAAAGAAAACAAAAAACACGAGAAAAAACGUUCGGUUUGUCCUCGAAGCGAGAAAGGAAAGAAUAAGUGUGUCGAGUUUACGCGAUCGCGGUUAAUAUACAUAAUAUAAUUCAAUUAAAGUUUGCACGCCUGUGACCGAUGAAGGAACCGUGACGUUUGGAGAAAAUACUUGUAAUAACAAAUACCAUAACAAUUUUUGUCUUAUUUUUCGCUCGUUUUCGUUACUUUUUUCCUUUUUUUUUUUUACAUGAACAAUUAAAAGAUAAACAUUUAUAUUUGUCGUUCUACUUGUUAAAAAAACGAACGUUAAUCUCGAGCGGAUGACGAGAGCGUGGCUCAUCAAUGGAAAUGCAACUAUGAGCAAGACGAGAGCGUGGCGCUUCGUUCGAUGAGAGGAUCGAUGAAUUUCAUUGGAAAAAAAUGAAAAAAAUGUUUUUCGCUAACUCUACGGCGGUCGGCGGUGAUACUUUCACUUAUCUUCCCAAAAACACUUUUGUUUUUGUCGACAUUUUGCAUUGACUAAUGAGAACAAAUUUUGAUACUUUUCCAUGGACUGUCGAACGCUGCCGACUGGAUUAUUACAAUUGUCAUGAGAAUAUUCAAGAAAUAAUAAAAAAAAACGUUUUAUUUUCGAACCGAUAAAGCACUGCCUUUUACGAUCCCGGGGCCAAAGGAAAAAAGUUAUAGAAAUCCGAAAAAAUUUAUCUCGACUUCCUUUUUGCUUCGCUUUAUUGCAAAAAAUCGUCCAAUUUUAAGGCUUUUUACAUUUUUAUUGUAGCUAGUGUGUAGCGAUAAUCGCGGCUAGUCGCGUCGAAUCUUCCGCCAAAUAAUUCGCCAUAAAACAUCGCAUUCGCUGAUCAGUUUGUUUUCCCGUUAUCGAGAAUCUACGAAACGGCGACCGGAAGUUGCGUAACUCAUUUUUCUUUCCCUCUCUCUCUCUCGUUUCCGCGCGCAAACUUUGCCCACGCACCCGCGGUAGAAUGGAUUAUUUAUAAAUCGCUAAUUAUACGAUUACGUAAGCCUUUUUCUCUAUGUUUUUCUCUAUUCGAGCCUCGAGACAAUAAAAAACACACACACACACACGCGCAGAAUAAAAUCAGGUUUAUUUAGGUAAAGGAACGAAUGUGUCAAGAUUAAGUUUUAAAAGAAAAAUGAACAGUGAAAAUUUGCUUUUAAAUUUGUCCGAAAAGAUAAAAAAUCUGUAAUUACUGAAUUUGUACACAAAAUAAUAAUAAUUAUGAUAAUAACAACGAUAAUAAUACAUCACCCGCAAAUGCAUCACGAAUUCACGUCAACUGAUGGGAGCGAAGAAGCUCUGAUCGAUUUUCUUUUUUUCUUGUCUUUUUUCUUUUUUUUCUCGAUCGCGACAAAAUUCCAUCGAACAAGUCCGACGUAAUUGCAUUUCCAAUGAUCCACCGCGCGGUGCGUCCGUGCAGAGGCAACAAAAAAUAGAAAUAAAAAAAAAUCAGUGAAAUACCGAUGGAAUUCAUAUUUUUAAAGAUAAAAAAAAAUAAACGGAUAAAAUGAAAAAAAAAAAAAAAAAUGAAUAAACAUCAUUGGACUUGAAUUUACGCGACGAUGUGUGAAAGGUGAAAUAAUUCACUCCGGAGUUGGGUGUAUCACUCUGUAGCUCAGUGGCAAUUUCAUAAAAAACGAUUUAAAAAAAUUGAAAAAAAAAAAACGCAGAAUUUUAGGCACGAAGAGCAGCACUACGACGAAACGAUUCGAGUUCGAUCAAAUGUCCAAGAGUUAUCUCAUCCAGUAUUUUCCAAUUGAAACAAACGCAAAGAAAAAUUACGAAAAAGCAGGUUAACAGGACAAAAGGGGUCUCUCAUGCUUUAUUUUUUAUAAAAUUGUCAGUGACGCUGUGCGCCACGUUAAACUGUGUUCAAAGGGAUAACGAAACUACAAAAAAAUGAAGAAAAAGAAAAGUGAUUCAUUUUCACUCUCGCGCAUCAAAGAAUGAAAGAUUUUACUGUUCACAUCUUUUUCAUACGUUCGCCUAUCUCGAGCGGAUGUACGUACUUUGAGAUGCUAUUUGAAAGAUUGAGGUUAGGAUUCGAAGAGAGUGUUUUUUGGCCACGAAUUAUAUAUUUUCAAUCUACUUUUAUAUCAUUUUUUUUCAAAACUAUUCUCUAUCACUAUAGUUUUAACGAUGUAUGUACAUAAAAAUCCAUGCUCGUUAGGCGUUGCAAUGUGAAUUCGUUUUCUCCACGAGCCUCGAGAAAGUCCCGGAAUAUUUGAAAAAAGUUAACAGUCGUACAUUCUACGGAAAGGCGGACGUCCAAUGAAAUAAUCGAGAAUAACGACAUUGAGACACAAUUGUUUUUUGUGAGGCUCUCAAAGAACUGCAAUAUUUUUUAUCAGAGGAUGGAACUAAGAGGCGUUCGUUAAUUAAUAAUUGAACGAAUAAUAAUAAUAAUAACAAUAAUAAUGUCACGAUAAAACUCGAUAUUGGUACGAACAUUGAAACUUGUACUUAUGUCUGACCCUCCUCUCCGUCGCAAACCUUUAAAUAUUUUCGAAUUUCCCCUCUAUUUUACCAUUCGAAUCUCUGCCACUUUGAUAAAAAUGGACUUCAACAAUUUUCGAUAUCAAUGGGAGCGAUAUUUCAUUUGAAAUAAACAAAAAGUUGAUGAUGAAUUUCUUGAAUUAGUGGAAAAUGAUUAAAACUGAUGACUUUUUUGGACUCAAUCCGAUGAUCGAUAGACUUCAAGCUAUAAGAGGUUAACUUUGAAGAUUUGACAGCCCCGUCGAAUGGAACUUAUUAUUGCGGAGGAUUAUUUUAGAAAAAAUAUUUUCAAGUGCAUAUAAAUGAUUUGUCCACGAAAAUAAAAAUAAAAUCGAGCUUAUUUUAUUGAUUAA
Molecule: messenger RNA, 4871 nt
Organism: Venturia canescens
Lineage: Eukaryota; Metazoa; Arthropoda; Insecta; Hymenoptera; Ichneumonidae
Gene: PRL-1
Product: PRL-1 phosphatase
Exons: 6
Coding region: 1405-1932 (175 amino acids)
Biological process (GO): protein dephosphorylation
Cellular component (GO): nucleus; cytoplasm
Molecular function (GO): protein tyrosine phosphatase activity
Source: RefSeq, a predicted model, not a curated record